This is a messenger RNA of Triplophysa dalaica, 587 nucleotides long. It is a transcript of the gene nppb, whose product is annotated as natriuretic peptide B. The transcript is spliced from 3 exons. Gene Ontology annotation, molecular function: hormone activity; hormone receptor binding. Gene Ontology annotation, cellular component: extracellular region; nucleus; cytoplasm. NCBI's taxonomy places the organism in Eukaryota, Metazoa, Chordata, Actinopteri, Cypriniformes, Nemacheilidae. The record is from RefSeq and is a predicted model, not a curated record. Gene Ontology annotation, biological process: cGMP biosynthetic process; receptor guanylyl cyclase signaling pathway; negative regulation of systemic arterial blood pressure. Bases 63 to 434 code for a protein of 123 amino acids.
GAUAAAGAGAAAAACCCUCUGAGAGACACGUCGAGAGGAGAGCAGCAGAGAGAAGAGAAAACAUGAGAUCAUCCAACAUUCCUCUGACUUUGGCCUUUCUCUUCGUCUUCAGCGUUCAGUUCAUGGAGACUUUACCGCUACACCACACAGAGGCCUUAACAAGCCCGGACGUGGAUGUCUUGAUGCUUCUUCUACAGCGUCUUGAAGAAUCUCGUCCCGCUUCAGCACGGGACCAGGAGCAGGUCAACGUUGAUCAAACGCUCCUUCAACCCGAAACGCAGAGGGAUGUGAGAGAGUAUCUGUCUGCUCGGGACCUGAAGACCGUCCGGCAGGACUCCAAGAGAUAUUCCGGAUGUUUUGGCAGUCGACUGGACAGAAUCGGCUCCAUGUCGUCUCUGGGAUGUAACACAGCCAGAAGGACCAACAGGUCCUGAGAGAAAGUGAUGUCUUAACCUCCACUGUCCAGAAUCCAGCCAUUGUUCUUCACAUAUUUAUUGAGAUAUUUAUUCAACUGUCAAGUUAUAUAUUUAUAUGCAUCUUUCCUUUCAUUUUCAUUCUUUAGUUUAAUAAAUGAUAUGCUGACAUGC